Molecule: messenger RNA, 135 nt
Organism: Scutellospora calospora
Lineage: Eukaryota; Fungi; Glomeromycota; Glomeromycetes; Diversisporales; Gigasporaceae
Source: the annotation of a GenBank genome assembly
AUGAAAAUUCCCAUCUCAGGAAGCUUUGGUAUCGAUCCUAUGCAAGAAACUAAAUCCAAACCAACACAAAAUGCAAUAAUCUGUAAAAAUCAGUAUAACGCAUUAGCACAAAGGACUAAGAAAUAUCCAAAAUAA